GGCAGGCCGGGGCGGGGGUUGAGGCAGCUAACCUCCGGGCGGACGCCGAGUACAUCGCUUUUCGCGGGGUUGCUAAGCUGAACUUUGAAUUUUAGUUUGACUUUUGGGUUCCAGAUACGGGUAUUUCCGGACAUUGGCAAGAAUUUUGCCUUGCGUGUCUUCGGAGGCGUUUUUCUUGGUGUCCAUAUUGCAUAAAGGCUGGUCGCUCCUCUGUGGAGAUGACGGUUUUACAGUACUGUAAGAUUGAUGUUAAAGGCAUGGUGUUCACCCCACUUCAUCAGCGUACAUAAGUUAUCUCUUCUUUUGGAUCCUUAUUUUAUGCCAUAAUGCAACAAGCUUUAGAACUAGCUUUGGAUCGUGCAGAGUAUGUCAUUGAAAGUGCCCGACAGAGACCUCCUAAAAGGAAAUACCUAUCAAGUGGAAGAAAAUCUGUGUUUCAAAAACUUUAUGACCUGUAUAUUGAAGAAUGUGAAAAAGAACCUGAGGUUAAGCAGAAAUUAAGAAGAAAUGUGAACUUGUUAGAGAAGCUUGUUAUGCAAGAGACUUUGUCUUGUUUAGUGGUCAAUCUGUACCCAGGAAAUGAGGGAUAUUCUCUGAUGCUCAGGGGAAAAAACGGAUCAGAUUCUGAGACCAUUCGACUGCCCUAUGAAGAAGGAGAGUUGCUUGAAUAUUUGGAUGCAGAAGAAUUACCUCCUAUUUUGGUCGAUCUCCUAGAAAAAUCUCAGGUUAAUAUUUUUCAUUGCGGAUGUGUCAUAGCAGAAAUACGUGACUACAGGCAGUCCAGUAACAUGAAAUCUCCUGGUUACCAAAGUCGGCACAUUCUCUUACGUCCAACAAUGCAGACUUUAAUUUGUGAUGUACAUUCAAUAACAAGUGAUAACCAUAAAUGGACCCAGGAAGACAAACUUCUGCUUGAGAGCCAGCUCAUCCUAGCUACAGCUGAACCACUCUGUCUUGAUCCUUCUAUAGCAGUCACCUGCACUGCAAACAGACUGCUCUAUAACAAGCAAAAGAUGAACACUCGCCCAAUGAAACGGUGUUUCAAGAGGUAUUCCAGAUCCUCUCUGAAUCGGCAGCAAGAUCUGUCUCAUUGUCCACCUCCUCCUCAGCUGAGGUUACUUGAUUUCUUACAAAAAAGAAAGGAAAGAAAAGCAGGUCAGCAUUAUGACCUCAAAAUUUCUAAAGCAGGAAAUUGUGUAGAUAUGUGGAAACGGAGUCCCUGUAAUUUGGCCAUACCUUCUGAAGUAGAUGUGGAGAAAUAUGCUAAAGUAGAAAAGUCUAUCAAAUCUGAUGACUCACAGCCAACAGUCUGGCCAGCCCAUGACGUAAAAGAUGAUUAUGUAUUUGAAUGUGAAACUGGUACUCAGUAUCAGAAAACAAAGCUGACCAUCUUGCAGUCGCUUGGAGAUCCACUUUACUAUGGUAAAAUACAGCCAUGUAAAGCAGAUGAAGAAAGUGACAGCCAGAUGUCUCCAUCACACUCCUCCACAGAUGAUCAUUCAAAUUGGUUCGUUAUUGGAUCAAAGACCGAUGCCGAGAGGGUAGUCAAUCAGUACCAAGAAUUAGUCCAGAAUGAAGCCAAAUGUCCGGUCAAGAUGUCACACAGCUCCAGUGGCUCAGCCAGUCUGAGUCAGGUUUCUCCAGGGAAAGAAACAGAACAAACUGAAACUGUGUCAGUUCAGUCUUCAGUAUUGGGGAAGGGCGUAAAACAUCGACCCCCGCCAAUCAAACUGCCCUCAAGCUCAGGAAAUAGUUCCUCAGGUAACUAUUUUACACCACAACAGACAAGCAGCUUUCUCAAAUCUCCAACUCCUCCUCCUUCUUCGAAGCCAUCAAGUAUUCCUCGGAAAUCAUCUGUGGAUCUCAAUCAAGUUAGCAUGCUUUCUCCAGCUGCCCUAUCACCUGCCAGCUCAUCACAAAGAUCUGGAACUCCUAAGCCAUCUACUCCUACACCAACCCCUUCAUCGACCCCACACCCUCCUGAUGCUCAGAGCUCAACUCCUAGUACCCCUUCAGCUACCCCUACUCCCCAAGAUUCAGGCUUCACCCCUCAGCCCACUUUGUUAACUCAGUUUGCUCAGCAGCAAAGGUCUCUGAGCCAGGCAAUGCCUGUAACAACCAUUCCUCUUUCCACCAUGGUAACAUCUAUAACUCCAGGAACCACGGCCACCCAGGUCAUGGCAAACUCUGCUGGACUUAACUUCAUCAAUGUAGUGGGCUCUGUUUGUGGGGCCCAGGCUUUGAUGAGUGGUUCAAACCCCAUGCUGGGCUGUAACACAGGUGCCAUAACUCCUGCAGGAAUAAACCUGAGCGGCCUUCUACCCUCAGGAGGUCUGCUACCAAAUGCAUUGCCCAGUGCAAUGCAGGCAGCUUCUCAAGCAGGUGUUCCAUUUGGUUUAAAAAAUACUUCAAGUCUCAGGCCCUUAAAUCUACUCCAGCUUCCAGGUGGUUCACUUAUUUUUAACACUCUGCAGCAGCAGCAACAGCAGCUCUCCCAGUUUACACCACAACAACCUCAGCAGCCCACAACUGCUAGUCCUCAACAGCCAGGGGAGCAGGGUUCUGAACAAGGUUCAACCAGUCAAGAACAGGCCUUAUCUGCUCAGCAAGCUGCUGUUAUUAACCUUACUGGAGUAGGAAGUUUUAUGCAGUCACAGGCAGCUGUGUUGUCUCAGCUUGGCUCUGCCGAGAACAGACCUGAGCAAAGCCUUCCUCAGCAGAGAUUCCAGCUCUCCUCUGCCUUUCAACAGCAGCAGCAACAGAUACAACAGUUGCGAUUCUUGCAGCAUCAAAUGGCUAUGGCAGCAGCAGCAGCACAAACAGCUCAGCUACACCGUCAUCGGCAUACAGGCAGCCAGUCAAAAAGUAAAAUGAAGAGAGGCACGCCAACCACUCCAAAAUUCUGAGUCUUGCAUUAUUUUUUGUUCCUUUUUUAAAAACACAAGAGCAUUGAAUCAAAAGGAUUGAGUUUCUACUUUUUGUUUUUUUAAUGUGUCAGUAUUUUACAUUGCUAGAUGUACAAACUUUAUACAGAAGCACAACCUUAUCAUUUUUAAAUAAAAACAGGGAAAUGGUUUAACAAA
Messenger RNA from Mandrillus leucophaeus (drill), 3083 nucleotides. RefSeq names its product suppressor of Ty 20 homolog (S. cerevisiae) (gene SUPT20H). Gene Ontology annotation, biological process: regulation of transcription by RNA polymerase II. Lineage: Eukaryota; Metazoa; Chordata; Mammalia; Primates; Cercopithecidae. The record is from RefSeq and is a predicted model, not a curated record. Gene Ontology annotation, molecular function: transcription coregulator activity. The coding region runs from base 327 to 2906 and encodes 859 amino acids. The transcript is spliced from 26 exons. Gene Ontology annotation, cellular component: SAGA complex.